CAGGGGGCGUAGAUGUCGCAUCAUUAGGGUCGUGACUUGAAUGGGAUGCUCAUCUUACGCAACAAAAGGUACAUAUACCGGGGCAGAAGGCAAAGCCAUUCAGAGCCUCCUGUACCUUCCACAGUACACGGAGAUUCCGGAAGCUCAUAGUACAAGGGGAGAGAAUGGUGAUGUCCACGAAAAGUAUGGCCCAAGGCUUCAUUGGUUUUGUUCUUCUUAGUAUUGUCUGUCUGAGUAAUUCUAUAGCCGACAGCGCUCGCUACGCCAAUGCUGACUGGAAAAGAUCAGAACAAAAUCAAGGGGGAAGUCACUCCUGCGUGGCCAGACGACUGGAAGACAACAGUGAAGAAGUCUCGUGCAAGACAUUAGUCACAUUCAGACAAAAGUCGCCAGAGGAGUAUGCCAACAAAGUCAGACAAGCGGAGAACAAACUCGGGCAGUUAGAAUCACAGUAUGAUGACUGCCAACAGGAGACUGAACGCAAAGGAAGACUCAUUAGGACUCGAGCCUUGCUAACAGAUUCAAUUCAUAGGCUUGUAACUGAGGAAGAUAUUAACGCUCUUCAGAAUAGCUGGGAUCUGUUGAACUCUUCACCAGAGUUCGCAACCGAUCUGGUUAUCUGGAUGUUGGACAACAUUCCCAACAUGCGUGCUAGAUUCACCAAGUUCAAUGCUGAGCAGUCUUCUGAUGCACUUAAGAAUGAUGCAGAGUUUGUCAAGCAGGUGAAACUAAUUAAAAGUGGUCUGAACUCUUUCAUCUCAAACCUGAACAAUCCUGGACAACUUCAGGCAACAAUGGAGAGACUUGCAGAGGUUCAUCUUCGAAUGCAACCUAGCAUCGGUCUUGAAUAUUUUAAGCCAUUGCAAGAAAAAAUCGCCAGUUUCCUUGCUGAAAAACUUGGCAGUGAUGAUACUCCAAAAUCCUGGGAACGUUUACUGGCUGCCUUCAACGAGGUUCUCAAUAGCUAUACUAAUUUCAACAUUGGACUUUCAGAAGCUGACAAAGCAGCUCUUCAAAGUUCUUGGAGCAGACUUACAGCUGGAGCCAACGGAAAAAGAAAUGCUGGAGUUAGACUUGUUCUCUGGAUGUUCGACAAUGUUCCCAACAUGCGUGAAAGAUUCACCAAAUUUAAUGCAAGAGAGUCAGACGAUGCUUUGAAAAACAAUGCAGAGUUCCAGAAACAGGUGGAUGUCAUUAUAGGAGGAUUUGAGACUCUUAUCAACAACCUGAAUGAUCCAGCCCUGCUUCAAGAUCGUCUGGAAAGUUUAGCUGAAGCUCAUUUGAAUAAGAAGCCAGCCAUCGGCAAUAACUACUUUGUGCCACUCCAGAAGAAAAUUAAUUUGUUCAUUGAGACUGCACUUGGUGUCAGUUCUGACAGUGAAGAAGCCAAGGCCUGGUCAAAUUUGGUGGGUGCAUUGAACAGAGUCAUCAAAGAUCAGGCUAUCAAUGCAUUUGGCCUUACAAACUUAGACAGGGAGUCACUGGUCUCUUCAUGGAAUCAACUUAAAGCUCGUGCUGGCGGAAGUCAGAAUGCUGGAACUAAUCUUGUACUUUGGAUGCUUGAGAAUGUCCCCAAUAUGCGUAGCAGGUUUAACAAGUUCAACGCACGCCAGUCAGAUGACAACCUGAAGAAAGACGCUGAGUUCAGGAGACAGGUGUCUCUCAUCACUGGUGGUCUCGAGUCUUUGAUCAACAAUCUCAACAACCCUGAUAGACUCCAUGACACUUUCGAAAGACUAGCCGAUGCCCAUUUGAACUUGAAACCAAGAGUUGGCCUUGAAUACUUCGGGCCCCUGCAACAGAGCAUCAAUGUCUACAUUGAGAAAUCUCUUGGUGUCUCAUCUGACAGCGCGGUCUCUAGAUCCUGGACAAGUCUUAUCACUGCUUUCAAUAACUUCCUGAGAGAUAGAACUGCCUUAAGGAUUGUUUCCGACGACGACAAAAAGGCGCUACAGAGCUCAUGGAACAGACUAACAAGUCAAGCUGGAAGCAGCCAGAAUGCGGGAAUCAACCUUGUACUUUGGAUGUUGGACAAUGUUCCCAACAUGCGUGACAGAUUCACCAAGUUCAACGCUCACUCUUCUGAUGAGGCACUGAGGAAAGAUACCGAGUUCCUUAAACAAGUGAAUGUCAUAACAGGAGGUCUCGAGUCUCUGAUUAACAACGUCAACGACGCUGAUCAACUCAAAGCAGCUAUUGAAAGACUGGUGGAAGUUCAUCUGCACAUGACACCAAGUGUUGGUCUGGAAUAUUUCGGACCACUCCAACAGAACAUCAGAUUUUACAUUCAGAGUGCCCUUGGAGUCGCGUCUGACAGUGUUGAAGCCAGAGCCUGGUCACGUGCGCUUCAAGUUUUUAAUGAAUUCCUUGCUGACCGAACAAUUCAGAAGAUUGGACUUUCAGCUACAGAUAGGAAACUUCUGGCUUCAUCUUGGAAGCAGUUGAAAGGAAAUGGCAAUGAUCUUGUAUUCUGGAUGCUUAACAAUGUUCCUAACAUGCGGGGACAGUUUUCCAAAUUCAAUGCUUUCCAAUCUGAUGAAGAUCUCCAAAAGGAUGCCGAAUUUAUUAAUCAGAGGAACAACAUUAUUAGAGGUCUGGAUUCCUUGAUAAACAGCCUGGACAAACCAGGUCAGCUUCAGAAGACACUUGAGAACCUUGCUGAUUUCCAUUUGGAUAAGAAACCAAGAGUCGGACUAGAAUUUUUUGGUCCACUACAAAAGUAUUCACACCUCUAUAUUGAGAGCACUCUUAAUGUAGCUCCAGGAAGUGCUGAAGCCAGAGCCUGGACCAACUUACUCACUGCUUUGAAUAAUGUCAUUAGAGACCAUGCUAUUGAAAGACUUGGUCUCACUGCCAAUGACAGAAAAGCUCUUGACAGUUCCUGGAAAAAACUCAGAUCAGGAGCUGGUGGCAGAAAGAAUGCUGGAGUCAAGCUUGUUCUCUGGAUGCUGUCCAACGUUCCUAACAUGCGCAGCCAGUUCAGCAAAUUUGAUGCUAAUCAGCCAGACUCCGUCCUGAAAGAAAAUACUGAGUUUCUGAACCAGGUGGACCGUAUUCUUGGGGGCAUUGAGUCAUUGGUCAAUACAGUCAAUGAUCCUGUUGCACUUAAAGCAGCCAUUGAUAAACUGGCUGAUGCUCAUUUGAGCAUGCCAUCUAGGAUUGGUCUUGACUUUUUCGGACCACUCCAACAAAACAUUGCUCAGUACAUCCAACAAGAACUUGGUGUUAGUGCUGACAGUGAUGAGUCAAAGGCCUGGCCAGAUUUAUUUGCUGCCUACAACCUUGUCCUUAAAGAACGUACUGUACUGAAAAUUAUUUCUGACAAUGAAAAAGUUGCACUCAAGAGUUCUUGGAAAGCACUUGUUGAUGCUGCUGGAAGCCAAGAAGGUGCUGCAGUCAAUCUGGUUCUCUGGAUGUUUAAAAAUAUACCCAAAAUGCCUGAAAGAUUCACAAAAUUCAAUGGUCUACAAUCUGAUGAUGACCUUAGAAAAGACACUGAGUUUAUCAAGCAAGCAAAUGAUAUUGCUGGUGGUCUUGUUUCUUUGGUCAACAACAUUGACAUCCCAGGCAAACUCCAGGCAGCUAUUGACAGACUAGUUGAUGUUCAUUUAAAUAUGAGACCAAGUGUUGGACUGGAAUAUUUUGGGCCACUAGAAGAGAAAAUAGCUCAAUACCUGGUUAGUGCUCUGGGUGUCACUGAAGACAGUAAUGAAGCUAAAUCAUGGACACAUUUAUUAAAUGCUUUCAACACAGUCCUCAGAGAAGAUUCCUUACAAAAAAUUGGCCUCUCUGCUGUUGAUAGGAAAUCUCUUGAGAGCUCAUGGAACAAACUUGCAGAUGUUGCUGGAGGAAAGGACAAAGCUGGCACAAACCUUGUUCUCUGGUUGUUGGACAAUAUUGCCAAAAUGAGAGAGCGAUUCACUAAAUUCAACGCUUUUCAGUCAGAUGAUGCCUUGAGAGCUGAUCAAGAAUUUGUAAACCAAGUACAAAGAAUUACUCAGGGAAUUGAUUCUCUCGUUGACAAUGUCAACAACCCAGCAGGUUUACAAUCUGGUAUUGAGAGAUUGGUUGAUGCUCAUUUGAACAUGCAGCCCAGCAUUGGCCUUGCUUAUUUUGGGUCUGUCCAACAAUACAUCCAUCUGUAUGUUGCCAAAACUCUUGGUGUGGCUGCCAACAGUGAUGAAGCUACAUCCUGGACCAACCUUUGGGCUGCUUUCAAUAAAGUUCUCAAAGAGCAUUCUCUAGAAAAACUUGGAAUCACUGACAAUGAAAGAAAAAUUCUGGUUAGUUCUUGGAAAAGAUUGACAACUGAAGCCAAUGGUCAGCAAAAUCUCGGAGUCAAACUAGUUCUCUGGAUGUUGGACAAUGUGCCCAAUAUGCGUGACCAAUUCACAAAGUUCAAUGCACGCCAAUCCAAUGAUGAUUUGAAGAGAGAUGCUGGCUUUCUGAAACAAGUUAAGAAAAUUAUUGGAGGCUUGGGCUCCUUGGUGGACAGUUUGAAUGAUCCUGGACAACUUCAGGCUAACUUGGAGAGAUUAGCUGGGGUACAUUUGAAUUUCAUCCCAAGUGUCGGUGUUGAAUUUUUUGAGCCUUUAGAAAGUCAAAUUGGUUCCUUCAUUGAACAAACUCUUCGUGUGGAUAGUAAUAGUGCCGAGUCUAAGGCCUGGACAAGACUCAUUGGUGCCUUUAACAGAGUUCUUAAGGAACAAGCCCUCCAACAGAUUGGUAUCUCUGACAGUGACAGAAAAGCACUUGCCAGUUCCUGGAAGCUAUUGACUGCUGGUGAAGAUGGUGUCCAAAAGGCUGGAAUUAGUUUGGUACUUUGGAUGUUCAACAAUGUGCCCAACAUGCGCCAAAGAUUCACAAAGUUUAAUGCAAACCAGCCAGAUGAUGUUCUGAAAGCUGACCCUGAAUUCCUAAAACAGGUGGAUGUCAUCAUUGGUGGCCUCAAGUCUUUCUUGGAUACUGUUGAUGAUCCAAUUGGACUGCAGACCAACAUGGAUAGAGUUGCUGAAGCUCACUUAAGUAUGGAGCCAACUGUUGGUGUCACCUACUUUAAGGCACUUGCUCAGAAGAUUGAUGCUUUCAUUGAAAAAUCUCUUGGUGUUGCCCAGGAUAGUGAUGAGUCCCAAGCAUGGACAAACUUGCUAACUGCUUUCAAGAGAAUCCUUAGAAACCGUAAAGUACUUAGAAGCAUUUCUGACAACAAUAAAUCAGACUUGACAGCUUCCUGGAACAGACUUGUUGAAAAAGCUGGCAGCAGACAAAAUGCUGGAGUCAAUCUGGUUCUUUGGAUGUUAGACAAUGUGCCAAACAUGCGCAAUAAAUUUACAAAGUUCAAUGCCAACCAGCCUGACGAUGUCUUAAGAAACAAUGCUGAGUUCCUCAAUCAGGUAAACCUUAUUGCUGGAGGUCUGGAGUCAUUGGUCAAGAAUGUGAACAACCCUGGACGUCUCCUUGAUGCUCUAGAAAGACUUAGUUCUGCUCACUUGAACAUGCAGCCAAGUGUUGGCCUGGAAUAUUUCCAGCCACUACAACAAAAGAUUGCCAGCUACAUUGCCAAUGCUCUUGGAGUGGCUGUAGACAGUGAUAAAGCUAAGGCAUGGUCCAAUGUAUUGGGUGCUUUUAAUACAAUCCUUGAAUUUAGUUCAGUUGAGAAAAUUGGUCUUUCAGACUCUGACAAAGAUGCUUUGGUCAGUUCCUGGAACACAUUGACAGUUUCAGGUCUAGAAAAAGCUGGAGUUGAUUUGGUUUUAUGGAUGUUUGAAAAUAUUCCAAACAUGAGAAGAAGAUUCACCAAGUUUGAUGCCACCCAGUCUAAUGACAAUCUUAAAAAUGAUGCUGAAUUCAUUGCCCAAUCCAACCGCAUUGUGGGAGGACUCGACUCUCUGGUUAAAAGUGUCAACCAACCUGGUGAACUCCAGGCCAACCUCGAGAAACUUGUGGAUGUUCACUUGCACCUUGUACCAAGUGUUGGUUUGGAAUAUUUUGAACCUCUCCAACAAUACAUUCAUCUGUAUAUUGAGAAAUCUCUUGGAGUAAGCUCAAACAGUGUUGAAGCCAAGGCCUGGCCUGGCUUGAUUCGUGCUUUCAACAAAGUUCUCAGGGAACAUUCAGUCAAGAAAAUUGGACUUUCAGAUUCAGACAGAAAAUCUAUAGUUAGCUCAUGGAAAAAACUUGCAAGCAGAGCUGGUAGCAAACUGAAUGCUGGUAUUAACCUUGUUCUUUGGAUGUUGAAAAAUGUCCCCAAGGCACGUGAAAGAUUUACAAAAUUCAAUGCUUUCCAACCUGAUGUCGCGUUGGUUAAAGACAAAGGUUUUAUUGACCAAGUCAAUGCCAUUGCUAGCGGACUAGAGAGUCUGGUCAACAAUGUAGAAAACCCUGGUCAGUUCCAGGCUGCCUUAGAGAGACUGUCCACCCUUCACAAGAACAAGACACCUAGCAUUGGACUUGAAUACUUUGGACCAUUCCAAAAAUACAUUCAUCUCUAUAUUGAAAAAAGUCUGAAUGUUGAGCCUGACAGCCAAGAACCUAGAGCUUGGUCUAAUAUGUUUGCUUCCUUCAACGAAGUUCUCAAACAGUCAUAAUUCUUAUGCAAUCACUAGAUCAUGAUUUGUAUUUUAAAUAUCUUAACCCUGUUGUUUCUUAUAGACUGUCUGUGAUCUCUAGUCAAUUACUUCUUUUUUUAACCAUUCAUUUUAAGUUGAAAAUGAAAAAUUGUACCAAUGACUUGUAUUUAUUCUUUUGAAGUGUUGCAAAUAUGUUAGUAUUUCUGUCUCUCUUGUCUGUAUAACUGACUAUUUGUAUUUAGUUUUAUACAUAUGAAUGUUAUCUUCAAAGUCAGGACAUUCUGACAUUUAGUACUCUUAUGUUAUGGUCUGGAUUUUGAGGGGGGGGGGGGAAGGAGACUUUUUUCCUCUUCGUGAAGUUUGUCAUGUUUGUAUGUCCACCACUUGCUGGUAGUGUAGUCACUGGAAACAGCAAAUAUCUAGCUAGUACUCACUGAACUAGAUGGCUACUAUCUGAAAUUAGCUAAUAUCUAGAACGUUUUAAAUAAUUUACUGGAACUAGGUAGUCACUGUCUGGGAUUGUCUUGUUCUGUCUAAAACUAGUUAGUUGCUGUCUGGGUCUAGUAAGCCUAUUUUGGAAACUAAAAAUAGUCACUUCUGGAACUAAAGUAGUCACUGUCUGGAGCAAUUUAGUCACUUCUGCAACUAAUAAGUCACUGUCUGGAAUUAGUUAGCUCUGUUGUUCUUCACAUUUCAUUCAGUGUUUUUUACCAUCCCUAUGAUGCAUUCCAGUAAUAAAAAAGUUUAUUCAACUUUAAAAAUGUAUCGCAUUAAAGGUGGAUAAGAUAGACAGGAAACUGAAUAUUUGCACACAGUCAAAAUUGUGUAUUGUAUUUUGUUAUUGGGAAAAUCAAAAUGUGAAUUAAACAGGAUGCUUUGAAAUCUA
This is a messenger RNA of Biomphalaria glabrata, 7455 nucleotides long. RefSeq lists its product as uncharacterized. The record is from RefSeq and is a predicted model, not a curated record. Gene Ontology annotation, molecular function: oxygen binding; heme binding. Bases 165 to 6587 code for a protein of 2140 amino acids. Lineage: Eukaryota; Metazoa; Mollusca; Gastropoda; Planorbidae. The transcript is spliced from 55 exons.